GACGGUAUACGAUGCUAUGUGGCAGACCUGCGUAGCAGGUAUUUUCGCCAACGGCAAUAAGGAGAAGACCGCAAAGACAUAUUCACGCUUUGAGAGCCGUCAGAGGAUCCUCCGCAUCAUACCGAGACUUGGGCUUCAAGAUUACCUCUGGCCGUGGAUGUUGGUGGUGCUUGUUGGACAUAUCCUCCGGCUGCUUGGGAUCGCAAACCCGGAGAUGGAGUUCAGGACUUCGGUGUCUUUUAUGAUUAAUCGGAGACUGUUCAGAACUGAUAAUGGGUACAUGGGCCUGGGUCCUGCGAUUGCGGAGGCGGGGGAUUAUGUUGUGCUUGUGAAGGGUGCGAGGAUGCCGUUUAUUGUCAGGCCGAGAGGGAAGUUGUGGGAACUCAUGGGUGAUGCGUAUCUCCACGGGGCCAUGAGUGGACAUCUUUGGAAUGAGGAGAAGUGCCACUUGAUGCUGUUCAGAUGAUGCAGGAUAGGCAGACGGGUGCAGUGUGCAACAAAGACCCCUCUUUCAGAUGUCCCACUCCCCAAAGAUACAAAGACCAAAAUGCCCCAAUAACGAAUCAAAUUCUACCACAACUCCAGGGCCAAAGAGAGAUGGGUUGAGACGUAGUAUAUGAUAGACUUCUUCUACCCCUGGCCUCUGAGCUAUGCAAAGGAAGAAAGAGAGAGCCUUUGAGAUUGUCGAGUGUGUAAAGAACGCCAGAAAUACUCUAAAAGGA
Molecule: messenger RNA, 722 nt
Organism: Hyaloscypha bicolor E
Lineage: Eukaryota; Fungi; Ascomycota; Leotiomycetes; Helotiales; Hyaloscyphaceae
Exons: 1
Coding region: 17-466 (149 amino acids)
Source: RefSeq, a predicted model, not a curated record